ACAGACAGGUCGACUGUGCGUCAUAUCAAAUUAUCGUAACGGGAACACUAAACGCAUAAACUCGGGCGGGACUCGGUAAGGGUGACUAUAAAGCGACCACAUACGGACUAGCUAUGGAAAUGCGACAGAUGAAAGAUGCUGGUGGGGCGACCCUUUACUUAAAAUAUUACGAUGGUAUUUACUUCCCCCAAAAUGUCAUAGGUGACGUGAAGGGUCAUUUGGAAGCUAUAAAAAGCUUAAAAUACAAAGAUGGCGAUGUGCUGCUUGAUACCUUUCCAAAAACAGGCACACACUGGACUUUUGAAAUUAUGCACAUGCUAGUGACUGGGAAGGCAGAACACUACCCUAACAAGACUCUGGCACUGGAGUUUGAGCCCGUGGAAACCCACGACAACUUGGAGUCGCCUAGGGUGCAUACUACACACAUGUUUCCUCAGCAUGUUCCCCAGACUUUGAUAGACCAUCAAUCUAAAAUGGUUUAUGUCUACCGGAAUCCCAAAGAUACAGCCGUGUCUAUGUAUUACUUUAUGAAAAACCUGAAUGCAGUUGUGUUAAACGGAUACGAAACGUCCUGGGAGCAUUUCAUAGAAUCAUACAUGAAAGAAAAAAUGCCAUAUAAUUCCUGGUAUGAACACGUAAAAGCAUGGUUGGACUUCAAGAAGACACAUCCAGAAAUACCCAUACUUUUCAUUGCAUUCGAGGAUAUGAAAAAGGAUUUACGAGGCUGUGUCCAGAAAAUCGCUGAACAUCUUGGAUCAAAACAGGAUCCGGAAUUCCUUGACGAAGUGACGGAUAAAUGCCAAUUCAGUUCCAUGUCUAGAGCGAAGAAAAGCAAGGAGGAGCUAAAAAUGGGAAUCGGUGGAAAUAAUCCAUUUUAUAGGAAAGGUGACGUGGGUGAUUGGAAGAAUGUUUUCACUGUCGCGCAAAACGAGAUGUUUGAUGCCAUCGCAAAAGAAAGUAUGGCCGACAUCGACCUGGAUAUAAAGUAUACAUUGUGAAUAUGAAUUAAGAUGAAUUGAAAAUGAGGAGUUUGACAAUACGUACUUAUUGACAUGGAUUAAUAAUUUCAUCUACCUUAAGCAUAAUGAAAAGAACAGGUUAUUUCAACGUAGUAUUACAAAUAGGAAUGUUGUCUACUCGAUAUUAACUAUUGAUCACAAUGCAUAUCGCGAUUUGUGUGUUGUGGUUAAGUUGUUCCUUGGUACAUAGCAAUAUGAUAUGAGCAUGUCGACGUGGCGAUGAUACACGAAUCAAAGCGAUAGGCUAUCACAUAUAUUGUUAUAUUUCUAAAACGUCUGAUUCAUUGAUAAAUAACGUUCACACUAUCCGAACUACCAUUGAGUAUAUCGAUAUAGCUGUGUCACUGUAUCUGGUGUAGCUUUAGUAUCUCUGCUCCGAGACACUCCAAGUCUAGCUGGGUGAUUUAUAACACGAUGUUGAUAGUUUACAGAAGUUUACACGGGGAUCUGCUUUAUAUAACAUUCGUAACGACAACCAUAAUUGCAUUGUGGAAUCCAGAGUCUGUAUGACGGAGAUGAAGGCUGCAAAGAUAAUGAAUUAUGUGUCCUAUAUAUACAUACACGUCUUGAUAGCUUAUGCCAGUGAGCUUAUACAAGUUUUAUCAUGGGAAUAGCUGAUAGUAGAUUAUAUGUCACUGAUAAUAACUAUUAAAGAAUGAGAACCAAAUGGAUCAAA
Pecten maximus is the source of this 1695-nucleotide messenger RNA. Its product is annotated as sulfotransferase 1A2-like. Gene Ontology annotation, molecular function: sulfotransferase activity. Gene Ontology annotation, cellular component: cytoplasm. The transcript has 6 exons. Gene Ontology annotation, biological process: sulfation. Bases 114 to 998 code for a protein of 294 amino acids. The record is from RefSeq and is a predicted model, not a curated record. Lineage: Eukaryota; Metazoa; Mollusca; Bivalvia; Pectinida; Pectinidae.